GUGCGUCGCGUCGUCGGUCGCGUCCAGGGAGAGACAGCAGAGUGGAGUGUAAUUGAAUUGAAUCAGCGUGUAACACCGCCCCUUUACGCGGAUCAGCUUCUUCCGUGCCGCACACAGAACCGCCCUGGACCGGGGCAACUAACAGAGGGAGGCGAUGAAAGAGUGAUUGAGAUAGAACGGAGAAAGAGAGGGAGGGAAAGAGACGCUUCCAUACUUCAGAGAUCGGAUUUUGUUAAGGGAAAACCGGUGUCAUUUCUAAGAAACUCCAGGCACACAGACGGACUUUGGAGGACACAUUUGGGACUAAAAACAUCCAAACAGACUUUGUACAUUGAAUGCGUGACAAUGACGGCAGCUGUCGAUAUUAAGCCGUUAACUAUAAUAAAAUCUGAAAAAGUAGACGAUCUGGAGUGUGCGGAUGUUCCCUUAUUGACUCCAGGAAGUAAAGAAAUGAUGUCACAGGCUCUUUUGGCCACAUUCAGCGGCUUCACAAGGGAGCAACAGCGGCUCUCCAUCCCGAAAGACCCCCGUCAGUGGACAGAGGCCCAUGUUAGAGAAUGGUUGACCUGGACAGUAAAUGAGUUCAGUCUGAAGAAUGUGGACUUUCAUAAGUUCAGCAUGGACGGGGCCAAUCUCUGCGCACUGGGCAAAGAGCGAUUCCUGGAUCUGGCACCAGACUUUGUGGGCGACAUCCUCUGGGAGCAUUUAGAGAUGCUGCAGAAAGGUAGACAUCCUCACAGCCUCAUGGAAGACACCGAUCAUCAACCACUGUCAUUUUUGUCUGUGUUUGGUCCAACAGAUCUGGAGUGUGCGGAUGUUCCCUUAUUGACUCCAGGAAGUAAAGAAAUGAUGUCACAGGCUCUUUUGGCCACAUUCAGCGGCUUCACAAGGGAGCAACAGCGGCUCUCCAUCCCGAAAGACCCCCGUCAGUGGACAGAGGCCCAUGUUAGAGAAUGGUUGACCUGGACAGUAAAUGAGUUCAGUCUGAAGAAUGUGGACUUUCAUAAGUUCAGCAUGGACGGGGCCAAUCUCUGCGCACUGGGCAAAGAGCGAUUCCUGGAUCUGGCACCAGACUUUGUGGGCGACAUCCUCUGGGAGCAUUUAGAGAUGCUGCAGAAAGAAGACCUGAAGCAUUUCCCUGUCAAUGGCCUGACCUCCAGUUUCCAGGAAUCCCGCUACCCCUCCGACUACUUCUUCAACUAUGGCAUUGAACAUCCUCAGUGUGUUCCUCCGUCAGAAUACUCCGAGCCGAGCUUCAUCACCGAGUCCUACCAGACCCUCCAUCCGAUCAGCUCAGAAGACCUGCUGUCACUCAAAUACGAGAGCGAGUAUCCCAACGUGAUACUGCGAGACACACCUCUCAAUCCACUGCAGGGAGACUACUUCUCAGUCAAACAAGAAGUUGUGUCACCCGACAACAUGUGUGUGGGACGCAUUAGCAGAGGUAAGCUGGGAGGUCAAGAUUCGUUUGAGAGCAUUGACAGUUUCGAGAGCUGCGACAGACUGACGCAGUCCUGGAGUAGUCAGUCGUCAUUCAACAGCCUACAGAGAGUUCCCUCCUACGACAGCUUCGACUCGGAGGACUAUCCCACCGCACUGCACGGACACAAACCAAAGGGUACCUUCAAAGACUACGUACGAGAGCGCUCGGAACUCAGCAAGGACAAACCGGUCAUCCCGGCGGCUGCGCUCGCUGGCUACACAGGUGGCGCGCGCUGUUCUUCACACAUCAACCACACGGUGGCGCGCAGAUGGGGCAAGAGGAAAAACAAGCCCAAGAUGAACUACGAGAAGUUGAGUCGCGGUUUGCGCUACUACUACGACAAAAACAUCAUCCACAAGACGUCCGGCAAGCGCUACGUCUACCGCUUUGUGUGUGACUUGAAAAGCCUGCUGGGAUACACUCCCGAAGAGCUGCACACCAUGCUAGACGUGAAGCCCGACACGGAUGAGUAAACUUCGGACUUUGGAAAUAAUACAA
Messenger RNA from Sinocyclocheilus rhinocerous, 1981 nucleotides. RefSeq names its product protein C-ets-1-like. The record is from RefSeq and is a predicted model, not a curated record. NCBI's taxonomy places the organism in Eukaryota, Metazoa, Chordata, Actinopteri, Cypriniformes, Cyprinidae. Gene Ontology annotation, biological process: cell differentiation; regulation of transcription by RNA polymerase II. Gene Ontology annotation, molecular function: DNA-binding transcription factor activity, RNA polymerase II-specific; sequence-specific DNA binding. Gene Ontology annotation, cellular component: nucleus. The transcript has 10 exons. The coding region runs from base 346 to 1956 and encodes 536 amino acids.